Molecule: messenger RNA, 895 nt
Organism: Suillus bovinus
Lineage: Eukaryota; Fungi; Basidiomycota; Agaricomycetes; Boletales; Suillaceae
Exons: 6
Coding region: 123-800 (225 amino acids)
Source: RefSeq, a predicted model, not a curated record
UUCUCUGCGCUAAUUCCUGCCAUUUGCAUUCAACCAACUGCGCUGUCAUGUAGGACUGUGAGCUUGUUUCGAACUCGUAAUUCUUUGCGGCUGAUCCCGAGCCGCAUUGGUCAGGUCUGGUUAUGUACGUUGCAGCAACUUGGAUAAUUUUUGUUGCAAAUGCAAUACUAGCUGUCAUCAUGAUCGCUCGGUUAUAUGCCAUGUAUCAGGGAUCCAGAAAGGUGCUGAUGAUUCUCAUUGCCAUCUUCCUGACUGUCUAUAUUGCCGUCGGACUGGUCUCCGGGAUAAGCGAAGGGCACAGUUCGAUCAAGGAGCUCAUACUUUCUGGCACCCACCAGUACAUUCUUCAGGAGGAGGAACGCAGCCUGGUGCUUAUGAUUCUCGUGGUUUGUAUACUUACUAUGUGUGAAGUCAUCGCACUUUGUUUUGCACUCUGGAUUGCGGUAAAGCGCUGCCGUGAAUUACGACGAUACUCUGCAGGAGGCUUUGUCGAGGGCUUUUUGGGGGCGUUAAUGAAAAGUCAUAUUAUUCAUUUUGCGAGCUUUGUUGUUAUGUCUUGCUUCCAGCUCGGGUUAUUAUCCCACAGGAUCACAGGGGACCCAUAUUUCCUUGAAUAUCGGGUUUAUUCUGGUCUUUCUCAAACUUUCUCGCUUUUGCAACUGUUUGUGCUAGGACCACGUCUGAUCAUUGACGUUCGAGAAUAUCACGCAAAGCUCAUUGCUGACUCCGAUGCACCAAUCGGCAUGACUUCAAUUGCUUUCCGGGAGCGCGUGCACGUGUCAACUAGCAGUACUGUGUAGCACGAGUGAUUGACUGUUGUUGGGUACUCUGCAGGGCGUACCGUAGCCAAAUAGUAUCAUAGUAGUAAACUAAGUUGGCGAGAACGGCACCGGAG